This is a messenger RNA of Wallemia ichthyophaga EXF-994, 1221 nucleotides long. RefSeq lists its product as uncharacterized. Gene Ontology annotation, molecular function: ATP binding; nucleic acid binding. The transcript has a single exon. Bases 1 to 1221 code for a protein of 406 amino acids. NCBI's taxonomy places the organism in Eukaryota, Fungi, Basidiomycota, Wallemiomycetes, Wallemiales, Wallemiaceae. The record is from RefSeq and is a predicted model, not a curated record.
AUGAGCACAAGCUUCGCCAGCGUGAACGAGGACGAUAGACAGAGUAUCCUUGGAUUGAUUAUGGUCCCAACAUAUGAGCUACUACGGCAAUAUACUUUCUGGAGCGAGUCUUUAUACCCACAGACUUACUCCAGCUACGUCGGCGCACUCUAUCGCUCACCAAAUUUAUCCACCUCAGAUCAAGUGUUGACAUUGCGCUCUACAAUCCCCAAGGUACUCGUCUGCACCCCUAACGGCCUAGCUGAUGCAUUAGCUCACGACCCAAGCCUCUUUAACAUUCAAGCGAAGCGCAACAUAGUCCAAGACCUCAGCUGCAUCGCGCUUGAUGAGGUUGACGCGCUCCUACCAUCGCCAUCAACAAGAAGAUCGACAAGAUCGUUCAAGAAAUCGCCAAAGAAGAAAAAGGACGUCUUAUACCCGCUCAUAGAUGCUUUGAUGGGAGGUCGCGAUCGCAAAAUACAGUUCAUCGCGACGAGCGCGUCCCUCAACGCACCCCUAAGGGGUCAUCUUAAGGUCGAAAAGCGUUGGGCUGGUCCAGCUACCUCAUACAUCAAUGCUGACACCAGCGAUAAGGGCACAAGAGUGAGACACUGUUGUGUUGUGGUUAACAACCGUGGUGAAAUUCGCAACAUUCGUACAAACGAUAGUGAAAUUGGUGGCAGUAAGGAGUUGCAACUCAGACGCAAUGAGGUGAGCAAGUUUUUAGGAGAGGCGAAUGAGGACGAGAAUUUAUUCGAAAGUGUAGCAGCGGCAUUUGCGAUAUGGAGUGCACACAAUGAUAACAAUGGGUCUGCAGUACUGAUUGUACCAUCGAACGCAUCGAUAAAGCGGCUAGAGGAUUUCUUUGGUGAGCUUGGUCUUAACGCACGCCAGCUCGUCAACCUUUCAAAGGACGAUGAUCAAGAUGAAGGGUUGCAGGAGAACGUAGGUGAUGACGAUAAAGGAACACUUUACAUUACCCACGAGCAUGCUGUACGGGGCUUGCACAUGCCUUCUCUCGAGCUUGUUAUGAUUGCAGGUCCAACAAAGGAUGUCACAAAGUACUCGCACAUAUCUGGUCGUGUGGGUAGGUUUGGACAGAGCGGCUCGCCUCAAGUUGUCACCUUUGUCAGAGAGACUGUUACAGACGACAAGAUCAACGGGGAGGAAGAAAAGGCCAUGCAGCAUACCUUUAAUCGCGCCAAAAUCACUCCAGAGCCAUGGAAUACAGUGGUUGAGUGA